Corylus avellana is the source of this 1624-nucleotide messenger RNA. RefSeq names its product basic helix-loop-helix (bHLH) DNA-binding superfamily protein (gene SPCH). Gene Ontology annotation, cellular component: nucleus. Gene Ontology annotation, biological process: guard cell differentiation; stomatal complex development; positive regulation of DNA-templated transcription. The record is from RefSeq and is a predicted model, not a curated record. Gene Ontology annotation, molecular function: protein dimerization activity; DNA-binding transcription factor activity. NCBI's taxonomy places the organism in Eukaryota, Viridiplantae, Streptophyta, Magnoliopsida, Fagales, Betulaceae.
CUCUCUCUUUUGCUCUCACAAACGGGGUUCUUUCUUUUGAUCAUUGCUGUUUCUAGUUUUUCAUUGUCUUGGGAUUCUGCGUUUCACUCCUCAUGUGUGCCUCCCUGAUUCCCGUGAGAUUCCCCAGCAUCUAACGGUAAAGGACCCAACCAAUUCAAACACAACAGAGACGUUGAUGGCGAUGUUCAGUCUCUUUCACCUGAGCUCUGUUAUAAUUUAACAAAUACUUUUCUUGAUCUUGACAAUCUCACCCCUCUACUUCUCCAUCUGGGUCCUUUUCUCCUUCUCAGUCCCCACUCUUUUUUUUUUUUUUUAUCCUUAUCAUCAUCCAUCCCCUACACUUUCUCUCAGCAGUUUUCGGAAGUAUUCAAAAAUGGGCGACGGUACUUUCUCUGAUAUUUUUGAAGAAAAUGAAUUCGGAGACACCAACUUGGCCGCAGAUGAUCUUUUUAGCAUCUUCGAGAGCUUAGAGAGCGUGGCGGAGUUUCCUCCGAUUGAUGAAGGCGAAGAGACCGGCGCCAGAUUGGUCUCUCAGAAGUCUACAUCGUCCAGCGCUUUGCAAGAGUGGGAGACCGAGCUUCUUGAGACAUCACCAAAGAGCAAGAGGCCGAAGCUAAUCAUGACUACUUCGGAGGAGGAAGCAAACCCAGAUGGGCAACAAAGGAUGUCUCAUAUCACUGUCGAGCGCAACCGGAGGAAGCAAAUGAAUGAGCAUUUGUCUGUCUUGAGAUCUCUUAUGCCUAGCUUCUAUGUCAAAAGAGGAGAUCAAGCGUCGAUAAUUGGAGGGGUGGUGGAUUACAUCAACGAAUUACAACAAGUUCUACAGUCGCUUGAAGCGAAGAAGCAAAGAAAAGUAUACAGUGAAGUGCUAAGCCCUAGGCUUAAUGUUUGUUCAAGUCCAAGACUAAACUCACCACUUAGCCCUAGAAAGCCACCUCUAAGCCCUAGACUAAACUUACCCAUUAGCCCAAGAACCCCGCAGCCAAGCAGCCCUUACAAGCCAAGGUUAAUGCAGCAGGGUUACCACUCCCCGACCAUGGCUUCAACUUCCCUUGAACCUUCUCCUUCUUCAUCGUCUACUUCCUCCAUCAAUGAUAAUGUCAAUGAGCUCGUAGCAAAUUCAAAGUCUCCGAUUGCACACGUGGAGGUGAAGUUUUCAGGUCCAAAUCUUCUUUUGAAGACAGUUUCUCAUCGGAUUCCAGGGCAAGCCACGAAAAUCAUUUCCGUCCUCCAACAUCUCUCCUUUGAAAUUCUCAACGUAAGCAUCAAAACUGUUGACGAAACCAUGCUUAAUUCCUUCACCAUUAAGAUUGGAAUUGAAUGCCAACUAAGCGCCGAGGAACUGGCACACCAAAUUCAGCAAACAUUCUGCUAAAGAUAGUUCCAGCAGUCUGAAGCCUAACAAGAAGACCUCUCUCUCUUUCUCUCUGUCUCUCAGCUCAUGAAGUGCAAUAAUAAAAGAGAAUGUGGGAAGGCAUUUACCAACAUUCCUAUUAAUUAACUACAAAUUUAAUUGUAAUCAGUACUACUCAUGAUCAUCUGUAUUUGCUACUGUCAACCUCUUUGUAAGCUGAUCAUCAGCAUUAAUCUCAAGUUAAUUCUAAGUUAAUCUAUGGAUUUUUAA